CCCAAUCCAAUUUCGCAACUAAAUAUCUAUUUCCUUUUCCCAAUCUCUCUCUCUUUCCAACUCCUGCUCGGUUUAGGAUGUGAACGUGCGGCAUUCCGUGUCAAAGUCCCCUCCUUUUAUCACCCCCCAACCCCAGAGGCCAAAGUUUCGUUGGACUGCUGAGGAUUUUUUUUUCCCUUAAAUUUUUUUUGUCCUAAAAUUCGCAAUCCUGGGGGAUUCGAGUUUGCUUAUGAAUUUUCCUCUUAUCAGAUCCAUAAAUUGGGUCAACUCAAUUCUUCUGUUUUUCGUUUUGCCCAAUUUUGACCGGGAAACUUUUUACCAGCCCUUAGCCUUAUUUUGUCUCCUGAUCUAGGGUUUUGAUUCAGCAAUUCUCUGUCCAGUUUGAACGAUAUUUUGAAUUCGGGGCCAAUUUUGUGAUUUUGAUUGGGACAGCUUUUGAUCUCAAUUUUGCUUUUUGAUUAAAUUGAGCACCAAUCCUCGCUGAUUCUUUUUUUUUUUUUUUUCAAUUUAAGUUUAGAUUAGGUUUUUCUCGGAUUUAGGCUUAGGGUUAGGGUUAGGUUAGGACUUUUUGUUGGAGAUGGUGGGUUCAGAUGGUUCGAAUGGGUCCAUGUCACCUUCGCCGCCGCAGCGGCAAACGCGGGAAUCGGCCCCAAAGCAGUAUGGCGUCACAAAACCCUUGUCUCAGUCUGGACCCUCAGAGGCGGAAAAAUUCAGAACUAAGGAGUUGGAAAAGUUUUUGGACGAUUCUGGGCUAUACGAGAGUGCUGUAGAGGCUGUGAAGAGGGAAGAGGUUCUAACUCGACUCAAACAGAUUGUCAAGGAUUGGGUGAAAGAGAUUACUCGCUUGCGAGGUUAUACUGAUCAGAUGGUUGAGGAUGCUAAUGCAUUGAUAUUAACUUUUGGUUCUUACCGACUCGGGGUACACGGUCCUGGAGCUGACAUAGAUACAUUAUGUGUUGGGCCAUCAUAUGUGAUGAGGGAGGACUUCUUCUAUGUGCUGCAUGAUAUCUUGGCUGAGAUGGAAGAAGUUGGUGAAUUGCAACCAGUACCAGAUGCGCAUGUCCCCGUCAUGAAGUUCAAGUUUGAUGGAAUUUCAAUUGAUCUUCUUUAUGCUAGUAUUGAUCUUUUGGUUGUCCCAGAUGAUUUGGACAUCUCUGACGUCUCAGUUUUGCAUAAUGUUGACGAGGCAACUGGACGGAGUCUGAAUGGAUGCAGGGUAGCGGAUCAUAUACUUAAGCUAGUUCCUAAUGUUAAGAAUUUCCGGACGGCUCUUCGAUGCUUAAAAUUUUGGGCAAAAAGGCGUGGUGUUUAUUCAAAUGUGACUGGGUUUCUUGGUGGUGUAAAUUGGGCUCUUCUUGUGGCUCGUGUAUGUCAGCUUUAUCCAAAUGCAGUACCAAGCAUGCUGGUUUCCCGUUUUUUCCGAGUUUACACUCAAUGGCGCUGGCCAAAUCCAGUUAUGCUUUGUGAAAUAGAGGACAACGAACUUGGAUUCUCUGUUUGGGAUCCUCGAAAAAAUCAUUGGGAUCGUGGUCAUCAUAUGCCAAUAAUAACUCCUGCUUACCCAUGCAUGAACUCAAGCUACAAUGUGUCAGCUAGUACUCUGAGAGUUAUGAUGGAGCAGUUCCAAUUCGGUAACAAGACAUGCGAGGAGAUCGAGCUGAAUAAAGCCCAGUGGAGUGCUCUCUUUGAGCCGUAUUUGUUUUUUGAAAGCUAUAAAAACUACUUGCAGGUUGAUAUUAUUGCAGCUGAUGUUGAUGACCUGCGGGCCUGGAAGGGUUGGGUUGAAUCUCGACUAAGGCAGUUGACUCUGAUGAUAGAACGAGACACAUUUGGGAAAUUACAAUGUCAUCCAUAUCCCCAUGACUAUGUUGAUUCUUCAAAGCAGCGUGCGCAUUGUGCGUUUUUUAUGGGUUUGCAGAGGAAGCCAGGAGAGGUGAUUCAGGAAGGUCAGCAAUUUGAUAUACGUGGAACAGUUGAUGAGUUUAGGCAUCAGAUCACUAUGUAUAAUUUCUGGAAACCGGGCAUGGAAAUAUAUGUGUAUCAUGUGCGUAGAAAACAGAUUCCUUCUUAUGUAUUUCCUGAGGGUUACAAACGAAGUCGACCUUCAAGGCUUACAAAUCAGCAGCUGGGUGAUAAAUCAUCUGAAGAAAAUGGAGAGAUUUACAGGUCUGGAUCUACUGAAAGAUGUCUAAGAAGGAAAAGGGAACUUGAAGGGUCGGAGAACAAUCAAUCGAGUCCCGAGAAAAGGCAGUCAAUUAGUCCUUGGGAGAGGGAUUCAAUAUCUCCUGAAAACGGAGAUAUUUACAGGUCAGGAUCUACUGAAAGAUGUCUAAACAGGAAAAGGGAACUUGAAGGAUCAGAGAACAAUCAAGUGAGUCCCGAGAAAAGGCAGUCAAUUAGACCUCAGCGGCGGGAUUCGAUGUCUCCUGAUCUCCUUGGUGUAAAAAAUGGCAUUGCACUGAAUGAGUGCUCGUCGACAGUGCUUGUGAGGGGGAUGGAAGGUGCUGAAGCCAAUGGACUCUGCCUGAGUGGAAGCACCUCAGAAUUGCUUUCAGACAAUUUGACAAAUGGAGGCACUGGCAUACAAAGGAAUGAGAGGCAACAGGUUGAGCAGCAGAAAGAGGUCUCUGAAGAGUUGAAUAAGCUGAAUGGUGAUAUGCUUUUAGUGGAGAAUGGUAAAGCUGGAUAUAUCUUAGACACCAGUGUAUUAGCCCAUGUAAACAGUGAACUCACCAGCAAGGAUGUUGGAUCUGUGUCUCUUGCAGGUAACUAUGACAACAACCAUGGAAGUCGUGAUGGGUUUAAACUCCAGGAAUCUUCAUGGGUUGAUUCUCACAAAUCAGAUACCAAGUUGCUUGUGAACUAUAAUGGGGAAAAUAGUGCACAGUUAUAUGGAGAUGAAUUGCAGGAGUUAGAGCCAAAUGCUGCCCAUCAUGAAGUGGUGCUGAAGUCCAGGGAUGCAGUCAGCUCGGAGUCUGUUCAGAAAACAGUGAUGAGGCAUGUUCAUCAGUUUUUGUUACUUGAUUCCAUUAUGUUUAUAUGUUUUCUGGGCCAUUUUUGUCUUUAUGCUGCUGUUUGUCGGUUGUUUUAUGGCCAUUUUGUAGCCGGUUGAGUCUUACAUCAACAGCUUGAAAGAUGGUAUGGUAGACCUGCUAAUAGCCAAGAUGGUAAACAAGAUUUGAUCAUGGAUGAAGAGGGAAAGCCAGCACGUCGGGUAAGUCUAAUGUACAUUGCUGGCUUUCAUUUUCUUCUUUUUUUCCAGGCGUGCGUUUUCUUCUCGCCCUGUGGAAGGAAAAUGGAGGCAGGAAUACGAAGAGCUGGGUUGAAUUUCAGUUUCAGUGGCUUGUGUACAGUUUCAUCUUUAGUCUCCUCUAAACACCCUUACAAAGAUUUCACUGCCGGUUGAGCAGGCGUAGUAGCUAUAAUAUAGGUUCUCUUCCACCUGGGUAUUUAGGGAAAUGAUACAAUAUGUUGGAUCAAAGUACCGGGUUGUCUGUCUAGUGGACUUUGUUUAAGGUUAGGAAGUUGUAGCCCUCAUCCCUGUGUAAUCUUUAGCUAGAACUGAUACUGUACAUGAAUGAUUGACAGCAGUGAUUGAUAUUAUUAGGUGAAUUAGAGAUUUCUCCCAUC
Messenger RNA from Coffea eugenioides, 3630 nucleotides. RefSeq names its product nuclear poly(A) polymerase 4-like. Gene Ontology annotation, molecular function: poly(A) RNA polymerase activity; RNA binding. The transcript has 11 exons. NCBI's taxonomy places the organism in Eukaryota, Viridiplantae, Streptophyta, Magnoliopsida, Gentianales, Rubiaceae. The coding region runs from base 578 to 3112 and encodes 844 amino acids. Gene Ontology annotation, cellular component: nucleus. The record is from RefSeq and is a predicted model, not a curated record.